Messenger RNA from Anthostomella pinea, 303 nucleotides. NCBI's taxonomy places the organism in Eukaryota, Fungi, Ascomycota, Sordariomycetes, Xylariales, Xylariaceae. The record is from the annotation of a GenBank genome assembly.
AUGGCGGGUGCCACGACGGAAGAUGUAUGGAUUAUCAUUCGGUACACGUGGCUGAAGAUGCUUCAGAAAACAGCCAGGCUGGGUCCUGGGGAAUGGAUCAAGCUCAAUGCGUUCAUCGAAUUAGCGAGGGACACAGUGGUCAGAUGCGAUAGCAUCCUCGCCGAGUGGAACCACCGGAGAGAACGCGAGUCCUGUCUAAAGCUGUAUGGUGCUCUACGAGGGUUCCCCAUUGCAAAGUGGAAGACGCUGGAUGUGUCUUGGCAGACCCAGGACGGUCUUAUGAGGUUUCCAAUGCGCAAUUAA